AUGCCAGUUCCUGUCUAUCGGUCACCAGCACAUCGAGUUAUCAAGCAUCAUCAAUCUGGCGACCGUAAUCAACCCCCGCGUUCUGUCCUCGGACAUCUGAAGACUUCUUUGCCUUUGGUCCCUUUGGGUCCGCCUCCGUCUUUUGGGUCACGUGAAGAGUGGAUCAACUCAUUACCCUCCUGGCGGCGCAAUAAAUCGCGCGAGACUUGGGAGGAGACGUCCGCCACGAGAAGUUUUGACAAAGGGUUGACGGUCGCGGCUAACGCGACUGUCAUUAAAGGAGUUCGCGCGGAAGCGUGUAUUCCGCCCGUGUCACCAGGCCUGCAGCCCAAGUCCGAGGUUAUGGACGCUGAAGGUAGAACGAUGCACGGAGAUAGUGCCUCUCGGAACGGGAGAGAUACCAACGGUGGUUGGCACCGUUAUGGGGAAGUUCUGCGCGUUAGGGAGCUGAAGCAAGAGAACGCGUAUGAGAAGGGUGCAUUCACCCCCGUUUUCGAGGAUAUGUCGCCCGAAGCGGACGGUGGGGAGGCCGAUUCCAGUCCUCCUGAGCCGGUCACUCCUUUCGGAGAAUACGUUGAUCGAGCCAUGGCCACUGGUCCGCCUGUCCAGGUGUACGAAUCCAUGCCCGCGCCGCCCAACUACUACCCUCAGGAGUAUCACUAUACGUACUCCAUGGUUCAGUAUCAGCCUCAGCAGGACGUCAACAAGGAUGCGCAAGCGGUCCAUCAAGUAGCGCCUUCGGUGUCGGACUCCGCGACCGCCCCUGUAGCGUCGGCUGCUUACAGAAAGUUAGCCGAACCCCUGUCGGAAUGGGUUGCGAGUUAUGUCUGGAAGGCUUGCGUUACUGGCAUGGGCUUACCAGCCGAAUACACGGAGCAUGGUGCGAACCCUUUGUUGGAAUACUCAAACUCGCCCCCUAGCUACUUGGCCGGAUCUGUUCGCGGGUUGUUCCUGUCCACAUUGUUACAGCCUUCGGCCGUCUUCCUGGCUGUUUGGUACAUACUCCGGCUCCCAGCCUUUCUGGGCCCGAUCAACUUUGGGCCUGACCGUGUAAGGGAGGCCCAGUUCAGGACGGAACUACUGAAUGAUUCGCUGCAAGGCAUAGACAAGGAGUCUGUUGCCAAAGCCCCCUACAAGCUUAUUGUCCUGGGCUGUAUGCUCGCGAACAAGUGGUUGGACGACCAUACUUUCUCCAACAAGACUUGGCAUACUAUAUCCAGCGUCCCUAUUCUGUCAUUGAAUAGGCUGGAGUCACUCGCGCUGCAUUUCUUCGGCCACGAUCUCUCCAUUGACGCUGAUGUCUGGUCCAAUUGGCUCCAGCGCCUCCUGGACUACCAUGUGUCAUUGCCAGGUGCCACGCCUCAACCGAUAUCUCGUCCUUCGAGCAGUCCUCAUGCCAUCAUUAAGAAAACGCUUGAGGAUCUGAUGGUUGUCCCGUCUACCACUAAUGCCCACCAUGACUGCGGUGAGAGAACCUGCUCGGGAACGACGUUGGGACCAGUAUUCCUGGGAUUGGAAGAUCGUCGACUGGAGAAGGCCCAGAGGGAGGAAGGCAUCAUUGACCCGGGUGUCGAUGUCCUUGAAAUUGACCUCGACGAAGAUGGGCCAUUGAGGGAAGAGUAUCUUCCGAGACGUCGUAUCAGCAGGUCAGGUUCUGUCCGAAGUACUGCGUCGAGCUCGAGAAGCGCGCUUCAUAGCGGUGGACAGACCCAUGACCGAGAUGUCAAUUUGCCUCCACCGGCAAAGUGGAGUCCUGCUGCCGACGAACCUAUAGUGUCGCAGAGGAACAGGGAGAACGGUCAAUACAUCGCCGUCCGCCCGCCACUUGUGCCUGCUCCUGUGAACUAUGUCGUCCCUCCCCCUCCUUACAUUGCACCUGCCAGCACCGUCUAUCCCAACUGGGCGGGCUACGCGGUUUCAAAGCCGUCAGUCCCUCCCACUUACAUGCACGAGAAUGCUGGUUAUGCAAACGUAUCGGGUGAUUGCGGUGGCUCCUGUCUUCAUCCUUCCACCCGUUCGCGCUCGCAUUCGGUAUCUUACGACCACGCUAAUUCCCAGUGCGCUCUUCAUCAUGCACGCUCGCGAUCGCAAGCUCGCGUCGACUAUGGCUACUCCGAAGUGCAUAUGUCCGCUGGGCAGUAUCGUAUGCCGGGUCCUUUCGAAUAUCAUUGGGCGGCUCCGAGUUACUCAUACCCUGCUCCUUACGCGCAUUCUUUUGCUCCUGGCCCCCGGGUCGACUAUCAACAGACCUGGCUCCGCGCCUGA
This is a messenger RNA of Gloeophyllum trabeum ATCC 11539, 2265 nucleotides long. RefSeq lists its product as uncharacterized. Gene Ontology annotation, molecular function: cyclin-dependent protein serine/threonine kinase regulator activity; protein kinase binding. The transcript has 3 exons. The coding region runs from base 1 to 2265 and encodes 754 amino acids. Gene Ontology annotation, cellular component: cyclin-dependent protein kinase holoenzyme complex; nucleus. The record is from RefSeq and is a predicted model, not a curated record. Lineage: Eukaryota; Fungi; Basidiomycota; Agaricomycetes; Gloeophyllales; Gloeophyllaceae. Gene Ontology annotation, biological process: regulation of cyclin-dependent protein serine/threonine kinase activity.